This is a messenger RNA of Chenopodium quinoa (quinoa), 1567 nucleotides long. Its product is annotated as metal tolerance protein 4-like. Lineage: Eukaryota; Viridiplantae; Streptophyta; Magnoliopsida; Caryophyllales; Amaranthaceae. The coding region runs from base 303 to 1505 and encodes 400 amino acids. Gene Ontology annotation, biological process: monoatomic cation transport; transmembrane transport. The transcript has 7 exons. Gene Ontology annotation, molecular function: manganese ion transmembrane transporter activity. The record is from RefSeq and is a predicted model, not a curated record. Gene Ontology annotation, cellular component: membrane.
CAUGAUGUAUACUAUUGACACGGGCGCAUUCUAUUCAUAAAUACUUUUACAAUAACAAAAAAUUAUUGAUUAUCAUCCUAAUCACAUGUUCACCGCUAAUUAUAAUCCCAAAUCACAUCCUACAAGACAGAAAAAUCCAAUUAUAUAAUUGGCCCCACCUGUCCAAAUAAACCUUCACUGCCAUACUUUGAAAAAAAAAAAAAAAGUGGCCUUGAAAUUUCAGCUUUACAAAAUUAAUCCUUUCCUAAACAAAGUUUUUCCUUAAAGUUUUGCCUUUUUUGGUGGGGUCUUAAGAACUAAGAAUGGAGCCAAAUUCAAGCUCGCCAUUACUGGGUCGGAAACUGAGUCAAAACGGUCGGCAGGGGAUACGCCGUCGUAAUUCGGUCAACUCGUUGAGACAAGACUUCAUUUCCAGGUUGCCUGAUAAGCUUCGUUCUGGGGUUGAUGAUGAAUCUUGCUAUGAUGUUAAUUUCUCUAAAACUCAUAGUUUAACUCAAGGAGAGAAAGAGUACUAUGAAAGACAAUUCGCUACCUUGAAAUCUUUUGAGGAAGUUGAUCACGUAGUCCAAUCAGGUUUGCCAGAAGAGGAUGAUGAUGAACAAGCUCAACACGAACGAGCAAUGAAGAUAUCAAAUUAUGCUAAUAUUGUGCUUUUGGCAUUCAAGAUCUAUGCUACCAUAAAAACUGGAUCAUUAGCCAUUGCUGCAUCAACGUUGGAUUCUUUGCUUGACCUUAUGGCUGGCGGUAUUCUUUGGUUUACUCAUCUUUCAAUGAAAAACAUCAAUAUCUACAAGUACCCUAUCGGGAAAUUAAGAGUCCAGCCAGUGGGAAUCAUCAUAUUUGCGGCUAUUAUGGCUACCCUAGGAUUCCAAGUUCUCAUACAGGCUGUGGAGCAAUUAAUUAAGAAUGAAGGUGCUGAAAAAAUGACAUCUGACCAGUAUAUAUGGCUCUGCGUGAUUAUGAUAUCAGCCACAGUUGUAAAACUUGCCUUGUUCCUUUACUGCAGAAGCUCUGGAAAUGAAAUCGUUCGAGCUUAUGCCAAGGAUCAUUACUUUGAUGUGGUUACGAAUGUGGUCGGUUUAGUUGCUGCAAUUCUUGGUGACAAGUUUUACUGGUGGAUAGACCCUGCUGGCGCUAUUCUUCUUGCAAUAUAUACAAUUGCAAAUUGGUCAGGAACUGUUUUAGAGAAUGCAGUUUCACUUAUAGGACAGACAGCUCCUCCUGAAGUCUUGCAAAAGUUUACAUACCUCGUUAUAAGGCACCCUCAAGUUAAGCGUAUUGACACUGUUCGUGCUUACACUUUUGGUGUGCUUUAUUUUGUGGAGGUUGACAUUGAACUACCCGAGGAUAUUCCUUUGAAAGAAGCACAUGCUAUUGGAGAGACACUACAGAUUAAGCUAGAGAAACUACCUGAAGUCGAGCGAGCUUUUGUCCAUUUAGAUUUUGAAUGUGAACAUAAACCGGAGCACACUGUUUUAAGCAAGCUGCCUAAUACUGAUCCUUGAUUAUGAAUGUGAACACAAAUUAGAAGCGUGGGUUUCCUAUACCAUCAAUUUUCUCAUUUUAA